Messenger RNA from Sceloporus undulatus (fence lizard), 2779 nucleotides. Its product is annotated as zinc finger and BTB domain-containing protein 26-like. Gene Ontology annotation, molecular function: DNA-binding transcription factor activity, RNA polymerase II-specific; RNA polymerase II cis-regulatory region sequence-specific DNA binding; protein binding. The record is from RefSeq and is a predicted model, not a curated record. The transcript is spliced from 3 exons. NCBI's taxonomy places the organism in Eukaryota, Metazoa, Chordata, Lepidosauria, Squamata, Phrynosomatidae. Gene Ontology annotation, biological process: regulation of transcription by RNA polymerase II. Bases 515 to 1738 code for a protein of 407 amino acids.
GCAAGAUGGCAGCGAGGGCGAGAGGCGUAGCGGAGCCGGGGGUGAAGCAGCCGCCUCAGAGGCACCCCGCCGCCCGGGUUGGGAAGCGGAGACCCCGGAGGAGGCAGGCGAAGCGGCCAUUGAGUUGGGGUACUCAAAACAGCCCUCAGCGUGUCCAAAAGCAUAAGAAUAAGUCCUUUUUCAAAAGACGAUGGAGCACAAAGGGCCAUUCGCACAUGGGGCUCAUGGAUGGAGAAUGGAUGUGCCACGGCAAUCUGCAGCUAUUUUACGGCAGCAAUCAGCUGCGAAAAAGGGAAUGGGAAGCCUUGGCUUCUGAUUUUGGUUUGAGCCCAAGAAAAAUCUUCUAAAUAUAGGAUUCGCAUAAUGGACCCUAGUUCAGAGCCCUCCCUGCCACCGUCUGCGAUGGUUUAGGAAAGGGAUUUAUACCCUGCUUUUCUCCCAAAAUAGGAGUGCAGACUUGCCUUGAAACCUUGUUCGCUUUUAUUUGUUGAUCUUUAAAGUUUGCAAGUCAAAGAUGGCCCCCACACAUGAGCGACUGCAGUUCCGUUUCCCUGGCUACGGCGAUGGCGUGCUGCGCCGCAUGGACCAGCUCCGGCAGCAGCGACGUUUCUGCGACGUGACGGUGCAGGUGAACGAGCUGCGGGUUCCUGGGCAUCGUGUGGUCUUCGCCGCCUGCUCACCUUUCCUACGGGACCAGUUCUUGCUCAACGACUCACCAGAGGUGUCAGUCUCGCUCUUCCAGAGCCCCGAGAUCGGGCAGCAGCUGCUCCUCUCCUGCUACACAGGGAUGCUGGAGGUGCCGGUCAAGGAGCUGGUCAACUACCUGACAGCAGCAUCCUUCUUACAGAUGGGCCACGUGGUGGAGCGUUGUGCCCAGGCUGUCUCCCGCUACCUGACCCCCAAAGCGGACUCCCUGCUGCAGGUGGAGCAAGGGGAGGGGAGCGAUCAGCAGCGGGGUGCAGAAGAGGAAGGGGAGGGCAAAGAGGAGGAGGAGGAGGAAGAAGAAGAAGAAGAGAAGCAGCCUUCUUCACCCAUGGGAGAGGCAGACUCAGAGGAAAGCAAGACAGAGGGGCCCGAAUUCACCUCUCGUGGAUUCCGCAGCCCCUCAUCCCCAGCCAUCUCACUCUCCCUCAUCAACUCGGCGGUGGAGAUCACCCGCAGCUACUUGCAGGGUUGCUAUGAUGAUGAAGCCAGCAGCAAAAGGCUUCCUUUUCCCUCGGCGGCUCCCACACCCAUCUCCCAGUGGAAGAACUAUGCACCGCACCGCCACCGCCACAGUGCAGCCACAAUGUACCGGGACUGGAAGGCAGGUGGCGGCAGUGGGUCGGGGGCCUGGAAAGUGCCAGGGCUGGAGCGCCCAUACCGAUGCCCACGCUGCAGCCGCCUGUUCCAGCAGCUGGGUCCUUUCGUGAGCCAUGUUCAAGAGCACAAGCUGUUCCUGUGCCUCCGCUGCGGCAAGGUCUUCUCGCAGAAGAGCAAUCUGACACGGCACAUCCGGGUCCACACGGGCUUUAAGCCCUUCCAGUGCCCCAUCUGCCGGAAGUGCUUCACCCAGAAUGCCACCCUGCAGGACCACCUCAACCUCCACAGCGGCAUCAAGCCCCACCGGUGCAACUACUGUGAGAUGCAUUUCACUCACAAGCCGGGCCUCCGGAGGCACCUGAAGGAGAUGCAUGGCAAGAGCACCGUCCAGAACAGCCACGAGGAGAUCGAGGAGGUCACCGUCGGCUUUGACUGACUACAGGCCCAGUGCUGGGUUCUCCUAUGAGGCUGAGGCCAGGCCUUGGCUGGAAAUGUCCUCUUUGUGGUGGGUAAGGGGCAGCAAGAACUGUGCAGGCCGAAGACCUUUGCUGUCAGGAUAGCAGUUGCCAAAUUCAUCUUCCUCUAGUUGUAAAGGAAGUGCUGGGAUUAGAAGGUUUCUUGGACAGGAGACAAGAAGCUGUAAGAAAAUGGAGAAAAUAUUGACUGAACCACAGAUCCUGCUGAGAGACAGCUCUCUCAAAGUAAUAACCUUUAUUUCUAGCAGAGGAAGAUCCAUCAGGAGGCAAGGCAAGGAAGCCACCUCAAACAGUGGAUUAUGGUUACUGUUGAAAGGCUUCAAAUGGGGCCAGAAUUGACUGGGGUUUACAAAAGCUUGAGUCCUUCCUGCAAGGUGGGGUCCAGCACUGCCUUGUGAAGCAGGUUCUUCCUGGCCCUAUACUAGCAUCUUCAUGGAUAUCAGACACAGUUCUCCCCAAGUCCUAAACUGACCUCAGGAAGCCUUAGGAAAGCUAUUUCCAAAACGUUCACCCUUCUGGGCCACCACCAUCCUGAACCAGGUUCCCUGUGUAGGUUUGCUGUUGGAACCUGAAGCUCUGUCUGUGUCAGAGCAGGUGUUGAAAAUAGAUCUGGUCCAAGCAGAUCUUACAGGAACAAGCCCCUAUCAGUGAAGGGUGCAGGGACAGGGACGGUCCUCGCAUCCAAACCCAUUUCCAAAAUCCAGUGGACUUCAUGCUGGGCAGCACUGUGGUGGCUCAGUGGGUAAAGGGAGUCCCGUUUAUAGAUUUCCUACCUCAGGCACUACGGUGCCCUUUCUCUCACUCUGGUUUGGACGUCCGCAGAGUGGCCCUGUGACCCAGCUCCCAAAGAAAGGAGUCAGAUAGACGUGAUCAGAUGAAAUUCCAGAGGCAGCUGGUAAAUUGGAUAUUCAACAGCACUGGGCCCAAGGGACAGAUGCCCCAAGUGUUCUUCAAAUGUGAAUUUGCUGAUCUCUCAAUAAAAAUAUGCAGCCUUUUCAAGG